AAUGCCGUCCUCACGGAACAUUCCACGCAACCCAAUAUAUAUACAUUCACGUAGGGUUUUUGUACCCCCUUUUCAGCAUAACAGAAGAGUGACGAACUCAACAAUGGGGAAAGCACAGCAACAGCACGGCGGCGAUGACGAAUUGGAUGCCACUCAAUACUUUGAAAACAGAAAGAAAGCACUCAUGUCUGAGAAGGAAGCUGGGAAAAAUAUUUACCCUCAUAAACAUGAAUUAUCCAUGACUGUUCCCGAGUUCAUUGAGAAAUACAAGGAUCUGGAAAGCGGGGAGCAUCGCGAUGAGCAAGUUUCUUUAGCCGGACGGAUAAUGAUCAAACGCGAGUCUUCCUCCAAGCUGGUGUUCUAUGACUUACAUGGAUGGGGCGCCAAAGUUCAAGUAAUGGCGAAUGCCAGGGAAUCUGAAUUGAAUGAGCAGGAUUUCAUUAAACUUCACUCUUCUGUGAAGCGUGGUGAUGCUAUUGGUGUUGUUGGCUCCCCAGGUAAAACAAAAAGAGGAGAGCUGAGUAUUUUUCCAAAAUCAUUUAUCGUGCUAAGUCAUUGUGUCCAUAUGAUGCCACGGCAGAAGGGAGCCCAGGCUGAAUCCAAGAAAACAGAGGAAUGGGUCCCUGGGAUGCCUAGAAACCCAGACACUUUUAUAUUGAAAGAUCAGGAAACACGGUACAGACAACGCUAUUUGGAUCUUAUGCUGAAUCCGGAGGUCCGACAUAUCUUUAAAACGAGAACAAAUAUAAUAAAUUUCAUAAGAAGUUUCCUUAACAAUCUUGACUUCCUGGAGGUUGAGACUCCCAUGAUGAACAUGAUUGCUGGAGGAGCAGCCGCACGCCCUUUUGUCACUCACCACAAUGAAUUGAAUAUGAGGCUUUACAUGCGCAUUGCACCUGAACUCUAUCUUAAACAGCUAGUCGUUGGUGGACUGGAACGUGUCUAUGAAAUUGGGAAGCAAUUUAGGAAUGAGGGUAUUGAUUUGACACACAAUCCUGAAUUCACUACCUGUGAGUUUUACAUGGCUUAUGCAGACUACAAUGACUUGAUGGGACUUACUGAGCAAAUGCUUAGUGGGAUGGUGAAGGAGCUUACAGGUGGCUAUAUAAUCAAGUAUCACGCAAAUGGCGUGGAUAAAGAACCUAUUGAGAUAGACUUCACCCCACCUUUUAGAAGGAUUGAUAUGAUCGAAGAUCUAGAGAAAGUGGCAAAUCUCAGUAUACCCAAGGAUCUUGCUAGUGAUGAGGCUAACAAGUAUCUAGCGGAUGCAUGCACCAAGUUUGAGAUAAGAUGUGCCCCCCCUCAGACUACAUCUAGAUUGCUCGACAAACUUGUCGGGCACUUCCUUGAAGAGAUGUGUGUUAAUCCAACUUUUAUCAUCAACCAUCCUGAAAUAAUGAGUCCACUCGCGAAAUGGCAUAGGUCUAAGCCUGGGUUGACUGAACGAUUUGAGCUGUUUGUCAACAAGCACGAACUUUGCAAUGCAUACACUGAGUUGAAUGAUCCUUUUGUUCAACGUCAACGUUUUGCUGAUCAGCUCAAGGACCGGCAAUCUGGUGAUGAUGAAGCAAUGGCAUUUGAUGAAACUUUCUGCACAGCACUUGAAUACGGAUUACCACCUACAGCUGGAUGGGGAAUUGGUAUUGAUCGACUUGCAAUGAUUUUAACUGACUCACAAAACAUCAAGGAAGUCAUAUUCUUUCCAGCUAUGAGGCCUCAAGAGGAAACAAGUAAAGAAAGCCAAAACAAAUUGAGCGAACAAACAAAGGCUAAAGAUGCACAAAACCAAACCAAUUGUAGUGCCACCCCAGAGGCAUCAUGAUACCAUUUUUCAAGCUGAACGAUGGAGAUGGAGUUGAAUGAUGUACUUGAAAUGUUCAAGAGUUUCAUAUGUAUUCUAUUUUUGGAUGAUUUAAUGCUUCAUGCACAAACCAAAUGUCUUUAUGUGCUCUGCAGAGGACAUUAUAUAUCACGAGAAUUAGAUUAUACUAGACUAUUAAUUCGUGCUAUUGAGUUUUUGACCACACUCAUCUUGUUUUUAUGAUUUUUGAAAUUUUACUAAAAUUAGACAAAACCUU
Cuscuta epithymum is the source of this 2078-nucleotide messenger RNA. The record is from the annotation of a GenBank genome assembly. NCBI's taxonomy places the organism in Eukaryota, Viridiplantae, Streptophyta, Magnoliopsida, Solanales, Convolvulaceae.